Messenger RNA from Lepus europaeus (European hare), 876 nucleotides. It is a transcript of the gene VAX2, whose product is annotated as ventral anterior homeobox 2. The record is from RefSeq and is a predicted model, not a curated record. Gene Ontology annotation, biological process: brain development; neuron differentiation; regulation of DNA-templated transcription. NCBI's taxonomy places the organism in Eukaryota, Metazoa, Chordata, Mammalia, Lagomorpha, Leporidae. The transcript has 3 exons. The coding region runs from base 1 to 876 and encodes 291 amino acids. Gene Ontology annotation, molecular function: DNA binding; DNA-binding transcription factor activity, RNA polymerase II-specific.
AUGGGCGAUGGGGGCGCCGAGCGCGACCGCGGCCCCGCUCGCCGGGCGGAGUCUGGUGUCGGCGGUCGGCGCGAAGGGGACCUUGGCGGAGCGGAGGACUCGCGAGCCGUUGCGGGCGGCCGAAGCCCAAGGGAGGUUGCGGGAACCUCGGCCUCCAGCCCCGCGGGCUCCAGGGAGAGCGGCGCCGACAGCGACGGGCAGCCCGGGCCGGGCGAGGCGGACCACUGCCGCCGCAUCUUGGUGCGAGAUGCCAAAGGGACCAUCCGGGAAAUCGUUCUGCCCAAGGGCCUGGACCUGGACCGGCCCAAGCGGACGCGCACAUCCUUCACAGCCGAGCAGCUGUACCGCCUGGAAAUGGAGUUCCAGCGCUGCCAGUACGUGGUGGGCCGUGAGCGCACCGAGCUGGCUCGCCAGCUGAACCUGUCCGAGACCCAGGUGAAGGUCUGGUUCCAGAACCGGCGCACCAAACAGAAGAAAGACCAGAGCAGAGACCUGGAGAAGCGGGCGUCCUCCUCCGCCUCCGAGGCCUUCGCCACCUCCAACAUCCUGCGGCUGCUGGAGCACGGCCGGCUGCUCUCCGUGCCCAGGGCGCCCAGCCUCCUGACGCUGACCCCCGGCCUGCCAAGCCUGCCUGCCGGCCCCAGAGCCACCUCGCUGGGUGACCCCAGGAACUCCUCCCCGCGCCUGCACCCGCUGCCCGCGGCGGCCACGUCGCCGCCGCUGCCGCCCCCGCUGCCGGCCGUGUGCUUCUCCGCGGGCCCGCUGCUGGACCUGUCGCCCGGCUACGAACUGGGUUCCUCCGCCUUCGAGCCCUACAGCCGGCUGGACCGGAAAGUCGGCAGCCCCGGCGGCGGCAAGAAAGCCAGCAGCACCUAA